ACAGGAGGAGGACAAAGAGAGCGAGUGAGAGAGAGAACAGGAGAAGUAGAGCCGUAAGUAGCUGUCCCGUCACGCUAGAAGGCAGAGCAGCCGGGGAAGGAUGGGGGUUCCUUCCUUCACUGCGGUUCUGGUUCUGGUUCUGGUGAUUACAGAAGCACUCCAACCUGGGAUGUCUCAAGAACACCCCCCAGCCCUGCUGACCAUCCAGCCCAACAGCAGACAACACUUCAGGCUGGAUCAGAUGUCCCUCUGGUGUCCCAGCCAGGAGGGGAGUUCCUCAGAGUGGACACUAAAGCACCUCUCACGCUCGGGGGUGCAGUCUGGCUGCCUUCCUGCAGGGGGCAGUGUGAGCACAGAGAGACCAGGGGCCUGCCUCAUCUCCAGCCUCUUCUCUGGUAACAGCGGGUUGUACUGGUGUGAGUCUGGUGCGGGAGGUGUGCGCACCAGCUCCAUCAACAUUACUGUCGUCUACGGGCCAAUGAUCAUCCAGUGCCCUGCCCAGCCAGUGGCCGAAGGGGACUGGGUGAUUCUACGCUGCCACUACUGGAGACGGAGGGGCAAUGCGACCGCUUUUUAUAAGGAUGGAGUGCUGCUCUCGAACGGCACAGCGAUGACCAUCCGCAAUGUGACCAGGGCUGACCAGGGUCUGUACAUGUGUGCAGACUCUGACGGCACAGCAAGCCCAGAGAGCUGGCUGUCUGUGCGAGAGCCAGUCUCUCCCACACAGCCAGUCUCUCCAACAGAGCCAGUCUCUCCCACACAGUCAGUCUCUCCCACAGAGCUGCAACUGCCCUCAACUUUUCCCACUGAUGCUCCUUCUCCAGCUGGCUCUUGGCUGAUGGUGGUGGUGCCCUGUUGCAUUGUGGGAGUCUUCCUCAUUGUGACACUGAGUCUGCUGGCUCAUCACCGCAGGUCCCCGCUGAAGUGUUCCCCCUGGAGCUGCUGUGCCACAGGCGGCACCCCACGAGAGGGCCCCAAACGUGCAGGGCCCCAGACCCAAGGGGAUGUGACAGAGAUCCAGUGGGACCUUCCGUGGCUGGAGAUGGAGGACACCCUGCUGCACCGGAGCCCAGACGAGGAACAGGGUGCCUGA
Conger conger (European conger) is the source of this 1093-nucleotide messenger RNA. RefSeq lists its product as uncharacterized. Lineage: Eukaryota; Metazoa; Chordata; Actinopteri; Anguilliformes; Congridae. The coding region runs from base 101 to 1093 and encodes 330 amino acids. The record is from RefSeq and is a predicted model, not a curated record. The transcript is spliced from 8 exons. Gene Ontology annotation, biological process: cell surface receptor signaling pathway. Gene Ontology annotation, molecular function: transmembrane signaling receptor activity.